This is a messenger RNA of Plutella xylostella (diamondback moth), 2787 nucleotides long. RefSeq names its product exostosin glycosyltransferase 1 ttv (gene ttv). The record is from RefSeq and is a predicted model, not a curated record. Gene Ontology annotation, molecular function: glycosyltransferase activity. Gene Ontology annotation, cellular component: membrane. Lineage: Eukaryota; Metazoa; Arthropoda; Insecta; Lepidoptera; Plutellidae.
UUUACUUUACUUCCUCUAUGACAAAAUAUGUCAACAAGCCAAAUCUAAACAGAGUUAUACAAAAUAAUUGUAAAUUUCACUAAAUUACUUUGUUAAAUAUUAGUACGAUAAGAGCCAAUUAAUUUGAUUAUAUAUUGAUAUUUGUACAUUGCGUACCUACACGUAAAUACAUGAAACGUGAAGCUUGUAUUAAUUCAUCGAUGGUGAAUUGCAGUUAAGAAAAAUGUGGUAAACUUACUAUUCUGUAUCAGCAGUAGUCUCAGAAAACGACUCAAUAUGCAGGCAAAAAAGCGCUAUAUUCUACUGUCCUUAUCUGGCAUAUUAUUAAUAUAUUGUUACUAUGGCACACAUCACUUCACAUCUGAAAUUGAAAGUGAUUACAUAGACAGCCUUCCUUCAUUUGCAACGCCGGAGAUGUUGGCUGAGGCCCCCCCCGCGCAGCCGCGCAAGCCUCGCUCCACUGCGAGACCGUGCAGGAUGGAAACAUGCUUCGAUUUUUCAAAAUGCGGCAAUGACCCAAAAGUCUAUGUAUACCCAACUGAUGGUCCUGUAAGCGCUUCGUAUAGAAAAGUCCUGUCGGCCGUGCGCGAGUCGAACUACGUGACGCAGGACCCCACGGAGGCGUGCCUGCUGCUGCCCGCCGUCGACACGCUGGACGCGGACCCGCUGUCGUCCGAGUACGUCGCCGACGUCGGAGCGAGACUGUCUCGACUGCCAUACUGGAAUAAUGGCAGAAAUCAUAUCAUUUUUAAUUUAUAUGCUGGAACGUGGCCCGACUAUGCAGAGGAUGCGCUGGGUUUUGACCCAGGGGAGGCGAUCCUGGCGCGCGCCAGUGCGUCGGAAACCAUCUUCCGGCACGGGUUCGACGUGUCGCUGCCGCUGUUCCACAAGCAGCACCCGGAGCGCGGCGGCGCGCCCCCCGCCGCCCCCGCCAACACCUUCCCCGCCACGCGCCGCCACCUGCUCGCCUUCAAGGGCAAGCGCUACGUGCACGGCAUCGGCAGCGAGACGCGGAACUCGCUGUGGCACCUGCACGACGGCGACCGCAUGGUGCUCGUCACCACGUGCCGCCACGGGAAGUCGUGGAAAGAUUUACGAGACGAGAGAUGCGAUGAAGACAACCGUGAAUACGAUAAGUUCGACUACGGGCAGCUGCUGUCCAACUCGACGUUCUGCCUGGUGGCGCGCGGGCGGCGGCUCGGCUCGUACCGCUUCCUGGAGGCGCUGGCGGCGGGCUGCGUGCCCGUGCUGCUCAGCAACGGCUGGCGGCUGCCGUUCGACGAGCGCAUCGACUGGCGCCGCGCCGUCAUUUGGGCCGAUGAGCGCUUGCUGUUGCAGGUGCCCGAGCUCGUCAGGUCGGUGCCUCCCGAGCGGAUCCUCGCGCUCCGACAACAGACACAACUGCUGUGGGAGCAAUACUUUUCAUCUAUUGAGAAGAUCGUAUUUACAACUAUUGAGAUAGUGGUGGAGCGCAUCCUGGCGCACCGCUGGUCGCGGCAGCGCGAGGCGCUGGUGUGGAACGCGGCGCCGGGCGCGCUGGCCACGCCGGCGGGCUACGCGGACUGCCGCGCGCAGCUGCCCGCGCCGCCGCCGCCGCCGCCGCCCGCGCCCGCGCCCCCGCCGCCCGCCGCCGCCCCGCUGCCCGCCCCGCUCCCCGUGCACGCCCCCGCGCCGCCCACGCUCGGCGCCGGCUACACCGCGCUUGUCUACGUGCAGGCCUCCUCGCCCGCGCUGCACAAGUUGCUGGCCAAUUUGGCCAAGAGCGAGUUUUGUGAGAAGGUGGUGGUAGUUUGGGACAGCGGGCGCGCGGCGCCGGCGCUGCGCUCGCUGGCGCGGCCGGCGCGGGACGCCCUGCCCGUGCACGUCGUGGACGCCACCACGCAUUAUCCGGGCGCGGGCGUGUGGGCGCGCUGGCGGCCGCUGUGGGCGGUGGCGACGGCGGCCGUGUUCUCGCUGGACGGCGACGCGCCGCUGCUGGCGGACGAGCUCGACUUCGCCUACUCCGUGUGGCGGCACUUCCCCGAGCGCCUCGUCGGCUACCCGGCCAGGACGCACUACUGGGACGAGGCUAAGGGCGCAUGGGGCUACAGCAGCCGCUGGGGCGCGCAAUACUCGCUGGUCCUCGCGGGCGCGGCGCUAGUCCACCGGGCGCACCUCGCGGCGGCCGCGGCGGCGCCCCCGCGCCUGCGCAGUGCCGUCGCCGCGGCGAGGAACUGCGAGGACCUGCUGCUGGCCGGCCUGGUGGCGCGCGCCACGCGCCGCCCGCCCAUCAAGCUGGCGCAGAGGACGCGGUACAAGCCGCAUCAUCAUAACAACAGCAGGUCCUCGUGGAGUGACCCGGAGCACUUCGUGCAGCGGCAGUCGUGCCUCAACACGUUCGCGGCGGCGUGGGGCGAGCUGCCCCUCCCGCGCUCCGUGCUACGCCUCGACCCGCUGCUCUUCAAGGACCCCGUCUCCAACCUGCGCAAGAAGUACCGCAAGAUGGAACUCGUGUCCUAGAGUAUAAGACUUAUUAGCUCCUAGAUUACAUAUCUGUAGGUUAAGGAUUAAAAGCAUUUCGUUGUUUUGUAAGUGUAACAUUAAUUUAGUGUUUGUUGUUUAUGUUACGAAUUUGUAAUACUUUAUCUGUGAUCUCAUUAUUGACGCGCUGUUUUUUACGCGACACUUUUACUACCUAGUUCGCACGCUGUUUUGUUGCUCGCGAUCAAUGUCACGACGCCAGUUCAUUGUACCCUGUUGUAUACCAUAUAGAAUGUAUCCAAUAUAGAAGAAACCCCUUUAUAAAAA